AUGGACAGCUUUAUGAAGCCGUUUUGUUUGGGCUCUUGGUCUUUUUCUGGCAUACUGGGAAACAUCUUGGUCAUCCAUGUGGUAAGAAAACACAACAUUUUGAUUGUUAAAUGUGUUUGGGGUAGGAUUGUUCUCACUUUGUCUUGUUUUUACUGUCAGGUGCUUCAGUCAGCCAUCCAGAGUCCAUCUCGGAGACUUCCUCCCUCCGACACUAUUUUGGUGCAUCUGUCAACUAGCCAAUUGCUGACCUCACUUUUUCCGCACGGUGCCUAUUUCAUGUCCGACCUGGGUUUGAAUGUGUCUCUGUCUCCGGGAUGGUGCAGAGUCUUCAUGCUGCUUUGGGUGUGGGCGAGCUGUGGGUUGUGGGUUACUCUAGCGCUUAGUCUUUUUCACUGCACCACCCUGAGGCGACAACAUCUGACCUUUGGACCUCUGGCACUGCAGAGGGAAAGGCGGCGGGUCUGGAUUGUUCUGGGGCUGGUUUGGGCAAACCUGGCCUUCUCUAUCCCGGCACUGGUGUACAGCACACAUGUUCAUGGCAACGCCACUGUGGAGCUCAUGGUGAUCAGCUGCACCACCAGGCCUCUGCUCGGCUGUAUCUGGGAGUUUCCCACCAUCGAGCGCUCUGCCUUCGCCUCCACUUCACUGGCUUUAAAUGAGGUUCUGCCGCUGGUGCUGAUGGUUUGCACCAACUUGCCCAUGCAUGCUCUGGCCAAGCACAUCCGAGCUGUUCUGCAGGAGGGGAGUUCAGGAGGAACCCAUGGAGAGCUGGACAAGCAUGUAUCCACUGAACGUAAGGCGGCUCAUGUAAUCAUGUCCCUGGUGUCGCUCUUUGUGGUCUGCUGGGCGCUGCAGGUUGCUGCGGUAACAUACUACAACCGACGGGGCCAUCACGCUGAAGGGCUGCUGACUGUAGCCCAUUUCUCUGCUUCCCUGUUUGUAGGAUUCAGUCCAUUGGUGGUGGCACUGGGACACGGUAAGCUCAGGAGGAAGAUUUCCAGUAUGAUACUGGGGUGGACUAAAGUUCUUAAAUGUCACAGUGGUGACACUGAAGAAGGCAGUAAAUCCCUAAAAGACUAAAGAAAAGAAGGGUAAAGAAACAGUUUUUGUUAUUCAAAAAGAGAUGAAAGUCAUGAAAGUGGAAGGACAAGCAAACAAAUAAUGGAAGGACUGCAUUGAUACUUGUAUAAACCACUGAAGAAAUACAGCCCAUCAUCAAUUAGGAUUAUAAAAACUGUUGUCGAGUAUUAUUUUAGCUUAUUUUUGAGGCAUUAUUUGAAAGUGAAACUG
This is a messenger RNA of Acanthochromis polyacanthus (spiny chromis), 1290 nucleotides long. Its product is annotated as olfactory receptor class A-like protein 4. Gene Ontology annotation, biological process: G protein-coupled receptor signaling pathway. Gene Ontology annotation, molecular function: G protein-coupled receptor activity. The record is from RefSeq and is a predicted model, not a curated record. Lineage: Eukaryota; Metazoa; Chordata; Actinopteri; Pomacentridae. Gene Ontology annotation, cellular component: membrane.